Messenger RNA from Perkinsus marinus ATCC 50983, 908 nucleotides. RefSeq lists its product as hypothetical. Gene Ontology annotation, molecular function: methyltransferase activity. Bases 1 to 906 code for a protein of 301 amino acids. Gene Ontology annotation, biological process: methylation. The transcript has a single exon. The record is from RefSeq and is a predicted model, not a curated record. NCBI's taxonomy places the organism in Eukaryota, Perkinsozoa, Perkinsida, Perkinsidae.
AUGCUUCUUAUAGGAGGAGACUCAAAGCUUCGAGACUGGCAAACCGUCUUGAACGAUGUGAAUUUAUGCCAUGUUUUGAAGAGGAUCUACACCAACCUCACAGAGGUCGCCACCAGUGUUGAGGGCGCCGCUGACCUACUACGUGAGAAAUGCCCGGCUGGUGCGGUAUUGCGGUUGCAGACUUUCCCCAGUCGAUAUCAAAAAACCAUUGCUGAUUACCUCCCCGAGGGCAUGUGCCAUCCCAGAGACUACACUCAUGUAGCUCAAGUGGUCUAUAUCGAUGGACUCUACCUCCUGGGCAUUUGCCAGCCAGAAGAGUGUUACAUUGGAAACAUAGUGGAGACAUCUAAUGGUCGGUUAACUGACAGUGUUUGUAAAGCCGAAUACAAAUUGGCUGAGGCGUUCAGACGAUUCGGUUUUGAAUUCGGCGAAAAAAGGGACGAAAUGACGGCCAUAGACGUCGGGGCCAGCCCGGGUGGUUGGAGUCGGUACCUCUAUAAUGAAGGUGUUGGCAGAAUCAUAGCCGUGGAUAAAGGGGAAGUUGAUUGUUCGAAAAGUGAUGGUAAAAUCGAGCAUUGGGAUAUGCUUGGUCAGGAGGCUAUUCAGAAGCUGCUAGAGCACGAAGGCCAUAGGGAGUCACUCGAUGUCUACGUUUGUGACGCCAAUUUGCCACCACCCGAGAGUCUUGCGAUGUUGAGGCAGGCAAGUGAACUCAUCAAACCGGGAGCGUACGUGGUGGUGACGUUUAAGAAUCCGUACAAGAGGAAGGCGGAUUGGUACAAAGCCAAAGAGCUCAGCUUUGACGAUUUCUCUACCAUAUGUGAUCAUCCCACUGAAGUGCAUUUGCUGGCGAACACCCCAAAUGAGACCACAGUUGGUGGGCGGUGGAAGAAGCAACUCGACUGAUG